Molecule: messenger RNA, 1076 nt
Organism: Jaculus jaculus (lesser Egyptian jerboa)
Lineage: Eukaryota; Metazoa; Chordata; Mammalia; Rodentia; Dipodidae
Exons: 2
Coding region: 33-641 (202 amino acids)
Source: RefSeq, a predicted model, not a curated record
GGUGGCUCGCGAGGGACGCGUCAGAGUGGUAGAUGCUGGUUAGGACCGCGAAGACGAGCUGUCGAGAGCGAGACCGCGGUACCGAGAGAAAGCAGAUGCCCGCGCGGCCCAUGCCCCCUCGAAGGCCGGGCGGGGUCGCCGGCAGCCGGCCGGUCCUUUCAGUUGGCAGUCCCGACUGGCUUGACCAGAAGAGGAGUCAGGGCCUGGUGUGGUGGCCUUUCCUGCUUGCGCGGCUGCGCGUGGAGGCCCGAAGUCGACGUAGCAGGUGUGCUGUCAGGAGCGUACCUCGAUGGACACAAGAUCUCGCCCUAUUCUGCGGGGCCAUCAGUACUGCUAGACGACAUAGCCAGAUUGGGCGUCCUCCAUCUGCCCACCUUCCCAGGCCCCUCGAUGUUUUAUCUUGUCCGAUCUUCUAUAAGCCCUCCCUUUUCCAGUUAGCUUUAAAAUGUACCCUUUCCCCUCCCGUGCUUGCUCAGCACCCAGGUAAAGCAGUGCAUGCCUAUAAAACCAGCGCUGGGGGAGGGGGAGAGAAACAAUUGCUGGGACUCCUUGGUCAGCCAGUCUAUCCAAAACCAAACCAAACCAAGGGGGUCCCAGAUUCGGUCACAGACCCUGCCUCAGGCAAGCAAGGCAGAAGAUAGUGGACCCCUUAAUCCUCUACCCCCAAAGCAUCAGCACACAUUGGUUAUGUGACAACUGUGACUAUUUCAAACCACAUGGCUGGAAGACAGAUUUUACCACAGCGUCGCCUCGUGUGCAUGAAGCUCUUGAUCCCCAUCAAAGCCCAAAACCAUGUUAAGUACUGUAUAUACAUACUUUGUGACCUAAAAUUCCUCCAAAGGGGUGGAGAGAUGGCUUGACAGUUAAAAGGCAUUUGCAGCAGGCUGGGCUUAACCUUCAGCCACACACAAAAACUCGUGCAACCAUCGUGCUGAGGGUUCAGCACCAAGACUUAUCUAUCACACCUUCCAUGUAAAGGGUAGGGCCAAAGGAUGGGUAGGACUGCUUACAAUGCAAUCUUCCAGAAACAAAAUGGCUUGGAUACCCAUCAACUUGCAGUGCUUGGCACUACCUAC